Molecule: messenger RNA, 3525 nt
Organism: Strongyloides ratti
Lineage: Eukaryota; Metazoa; Nematoda; Chromadorea; Rhabditida; Strongyloididae
Product: Protein-tyrosine phosphatase, receptor/non-receptor type domain and Protein-tyrosine/Dual specificity phosphatase domain and Protein-tyrosine phosphatase, catalytic domain-containing protein
Exons: 3
Coding region: 1-3525 (1174 amino acids)
Biological process (GO): protein dephosphorylation
Molecular function (GO): protein tyrosine phosphatase activity
Source: RefSeq, a predicted model, not a curated record
AUGUUUCUGGUUUUAUACCAGCUUACAUUUUCAUGGCUGCUGCCUAAAAUUUUCGUUUGUUCUUACGAAACUGUAGAUUGGAAUCUCUUCUCUCCAAUUCCUAAGACAAUCAAUAGGUAUGACUUUCCAUUUACUAUCAGAUUAAAAUCUGAAUCAGAUGUAAUCUUUGUUAAAUGUCCAUACUCAUCCUACAGACAUUCGGAUUCUAGGGAUAUAUUUGUAAUAGAUGAUUCACCUGUGAUGUCAGAAAUAGCAAUUUGUACUGAAAGUUUAAAAUGUUUCUGGAGACCCUAUGUAUAUGAUAAAAAUUUAGAUAAUAAACUCACUUGUGGAAGGGUUAACAUAUAUAUAGGUGCUAGUACAUAUAACUACUCUCUCUGGGAGUACAAAUUCAAAUGGCAGUAUGAACCAAGACCAUUAAAAAGUGCAAAGAAAGAGAAAAUAUUAAAGACGCUUCCUUCACCUAAUAAUUGUGGUAACAAUCCAUCUAAAGUGGCUAAAUUUAUCAAAGAUAAACAAGGCAAUAUGAAACGACUCAAUUUAAAUGGAAAUAAAUUGACACAAACAGAUGAAUUACCUCAUGCCAACAAAUUGUAUUACUAUUUUGUUGUACCAGAAGAAAAUUCUGAAUCGGUAUUAAAAACUCCCUGUGCAAUUAUUAGAGCAAUUAAUGAUGAACCAGAAAUAAAAAUUAAUGGACAAGAACAUCCAGUAUCUCCAAAUAAUAUUAAUAUUCAUGUUAUUAAACUAAAAAACAUGACAGAAAUAUUCAAUAUAAAACUUGAGUUAAUGUCUACAGAUGUUCCUAAUUUCUAUAAAGGUGAAAAAAUUUUAAAGAGAGAAGUUAAAUACAAAAAAACAGGGUUAGAAAUAAUAUCAAACACUGAUGAAAUGAUAAUUGGAAAUUUCACAGCACAUCAAUUUAAAAUAUUAGAGUUUAGUUACCUCUAUCCAACAACUGAAUAUAAUAAAUAUGUAACAAAAUUUUAUUAUUUUGCACCAAUGGUAGAUGAUUAUAGCUUUCCAAAUCAGGACAUAUUAUAUCUGGCAAAUGAAACGACCAUUCAACCAAAUUGUAGUAUUAAUGGAAUCACAUAUGGAUAUUUUGAUUCUCUCACUUAUGAAAAUAAAACUAUUAAAUUAAAUGAAUUUAUUAAUAAUAAAAAAGAUAAUUUUGAACGUUUUGGAGAUUAUAUUAUUUUAAAGAAUGUAACAAACUUUGAAAUAAAUUUAAUUUGUCAUUACAAAACUCCAACUGGAAUAAUUAAAUUAUCACAAACAUUUAUAAGUGCAAAAAAAAUAUAUGUUGGAAAAAAUGAAAAAGGAGAAGAGGCAUAUAAACUAAUACCAAUGAGUGAUGUAUUAGAAUAUGAAAAAAAAAUAACUAAAAAGAAUAAAAAAAUAACUAAAAAGAAUAAAAAAAUAACUAAAAAGAAUAAAAAAAUGACGGUUAUGAAAAAAUUAAUUUUUGAAAAAAUCGAAGAUAAUAUUGAAGCUGAUAGUUCAUACAGAAUUAUAAUUGGAAUAAUUUUGAAUAUUCUUACCAUUAUAACAAUUGCUUCUGUAUUUUGUUACAUUAAAUUAAUAAAACCAAUUAUUAUAAAGAAAAAAAUUAUAAAAACAUAUCCUAAUAUAUUUGAAUUAUGGGAUCAAAUAUCAAAAGAAGACCUAGAAACGUAUUCUGAAAAUGGUAUAAAAAAAGAAUAUAUUUCAGAUGGUGUACAAAAUUUUGAAUAUAAAAAAAUAGAAGAAGGUGGUGAAGAAAUUUUUACUGAUACAAUCUCUCUUUUUAAUAAAAAUUUAGUCAAUUGUUUUAAAGAUAUUAAUGAAGAAAUAACUGCUUAUUGUAUUAAUAAUAUAUCACCAGAAAGAAAAUAUAUUAUAUCAGAUGGGCCAACUGAAGAAAAAGUAAAUUAUUUUUGGGAAUUAUUAUAUCGUGAAGAUGUUAAAGUAGUUGUUGCAUUUAUUGAUCAACCAGAUAAUGAUAUUUCAAUUGAUGAUAAAAAUUUUUAUUAUUGGCUUAAAAAAAAAGAAAAAUAUGGAAAUGUAACUGUUCAAUUUAUAAAAAAUUUAUCAGUAGAUGAAGCUUCUCAUUUAUCAAUUACUAAAUUUGAAAUAACUGUAAAUGUAGGAAAACCAAAAGAAUUAACUUUAUUUCAUGUUAAUAAUUGGGAUGAACAUGAAAUUCCUAAAUCUGAUUUUUAUCUUACCAAGUUAUAUGAUGUUAUUUCUCCAUAUACAGGUGAUGGUAAAAUUCUUAUUCAUUCUUCACAUCAACCUGACAAUCGUGUUUAUAUAUUUAUGUAUUUUUCUUGUAUUUUUGAAGUUAUGAAAAAAGAUGUAAAUUCUACAAAUCCAAUGAUAAUUAUAAAAAAUAUUCGUGAAAAUUUUUAUGGUGGAAGUAUUUCAGCUAUAGAAUAUACAUAUAUUAUUAAAGCUCUCAUCUCAUAUUUUAUGGAAAAACAAAUGCUCAUUGAUUUAAUAAAUCAUGGAGAAAUAUUUACUGAACAAUAUAAUAAUUAUAAAUAUAAAUUUGAUAUUUAUGAAUCAUAUGAAGAUAGUUCUAUUAAAAGUUUUAUAAAAUUUGUUGGUUUGAUUGACUAUGGAAAAUUAAGAUAUUUUUAUGAACGAUUUAUUAAAACACAAAUAAUUAAUGAAAAAGUUUUAAACAAAAAAUGUUCCCGUUUUUAUGCUAUUCUUAAAACAGAAAAAAAAAAAAAGAUACGAUAUCCAGAAAUUUCAUGUUUUGAUAGAAAUUCAAUAAAUAUUGGUGGAGAAGAUUCUACUAAUGUUGAAGAAUUUAUUCAUGCUAAUGAAAUGAUUUAUAAAUAUGGUGAAGAAAAAGAAAGAAAAAUUAUUAUGUGUCAGGCACCAUUAAAAGAAACUGUUGAUGAUACAUAUGAUAUAAUUUUUAAAUAUCAGAUUGAAGUAAUAGCAGUUCUUAUUAAUGAAAAUGAAUUAAAGAAGCAAAUUAAAUGCUAUCCUUACUUUUCUUUAAAUCUCAAAGAUAAUAAUUCUAAAAAUUAUUCACUUGCAAAUAAAGGUGGUCAACUUGAUAAGAAUAAAUGUUAUUAUGAAUAUGAUUGUAUUCUUACUCAAUUGUCUACAAACAAAACAAAAAAUUUUAAACUACUUCAUUAUAUAAAUUGGCCUAAUAAAAAUGUACCUUCUGAUAAAAAAUCUUUCAAUGGAUUUUAUAAAAGAUUAAUUGAAUUAAACAAAAAUGAUUAUUUAAUGAUUCAGUGUAGUUCAGGUGUUGGAAGAACUGGUACACUUGCAUUAAUAAUUUAUAUGAUUGAUAUGAUUAAAUUAAAAAAAUCAUUCGAUCCUAUUAAAUGUUUAGAUUAUGUCAGACAACGUCGCUACAAGGCAGUACAAACUCCAAAUCAAUUUUUCUUUGCUCUAUCUUUUCUUUAUGAGCAUUUCAAAAAUCGGAUAGUUGCUGUAAAUACUGAAAUAUAUGAUAAAUUUAUGAAAUUAGUACAAACAUUACUUGAAGAAGAGAAAAAAACUUUAAAUCAAUAA